CACUUGAGACUCCUCCCUCCAGCCCUUCGUCACGCUUGAAACACCUUCCAGCUUCAACCCCCAAUAUCGUCUGUCUGGCCCUUACGCCGCCCUUUUCCCUUUACAUUCUUCGCCUCAAUACCUCACCCAUUUCCAUCUUCUUUCUCCGUCUCAAUCUACUCCACUCGUGCGCGCAGGCCGCUGUGCCUCUCUCUCUUUCCUUCCCCUCUUGCUUAGAUAUCAUCAAGCCUGUCUGCAACCCAAGGGAGCGCUAUCCGUACACUCGACCUUUAACGAUUCCGAAGCUCUGUGAAUACCAAGAUAGUGCCACGAUCGCUCAUACCAAGCAACUAGGACUGGAUCAUCACACGAGGACGAUCCGCUUCAGGCGGCAGUUGGGCCUCUGCCGGAACCUCUGAUAACACUGUCGCAUAACAAUAUGCGCUUCUCAACACACACAACUCUCGUGCGGUCCUACCGACCAGCUCAACAUGAACCAUCCUCUCCUCCAACGAUGUUCUCGAGUCCGGAAAAUAUGCAAAACACAUAUAACGAACCGAUCAGGAUAGGGCAUGAAUCCAUCAGUUCUACUGGCAAAGGCAUCCUUAUUGGCAUGCUGACCGCCUUUGGGACUGCGACUUUGGCCGGCAUCUUCAUCGCUCUUGUCUACUUCUUCCGCUACACUCGUCCGGGCCGUAUCUUCUUAGACCGAAUAGGCAGACCCGGUGAAUACGAUGACGAGCAGGCUUUUGCCAAAGAAGAGGCGGAAGCUUUGGAAGAAAUGGAUGAUAUGCAACGAACAGAGUACCUGAGGGCGAAAGCAUUUAUACAAGCGAAUCCUCCCGAAUCUGUCCAGACCGACAUCUCUUUAUCACAAUUUUUGGCAAUACAGGAGAAGGGAGUCUCUGCGUGGGAAUUCGAGCCAGAACUAGAAAUCGCAAAUUGUUUUGUUGAGGGUCGAACCGAGAUUGAGUUCUUCGACUCGGAAUGCUGCGUUCAAAGUAACCUGCCGAUCCCCAAGCAGAACGAGGUAUACUAUUGGGAGUCCAAGAUAUACGAUAAGCCUGAAUCGACCACUAUAAGCAUUGGCUUGACCACCAAGCCGUAUCCAUUGUUCAGGUUGCCAGGCUCUCACAAGCAGUCUGUUGCAUAUACUUCUCCUGGAUCUCGUCGAUAUAAUCAGCCUUUUACCCCUACCGCGUACGGCCCCGCAUUCGUCCAGGGCGAUGUUAUUGGUGUAGGUUACCGUCCUCGGACUGGCACCGUCUUCUUCACUCGCAAUGGUAAAAAGCUUGAUGAUGUCACGCACGGACUCAAGACGCAGAACUUUUUCCCAACUGUCGGGGCCAAUGGUCCAUGCCAAGUCCAUGUCAACUUUGGUCAGAUGGGUUUCGUUUUUAUCGAAGCAAACGUCAAGAAGUGGGGCCUUGCGCCAAUGACCGGUAGUCUUGCUCCGCCACCUCCAUAUGGUAGUGAGCAAGGCAGCAUCCUCCUAGAAGGCGGACGAGAAGGAGUCAGGGAAGGGAUGGGCUUAUCUGGAUUCAACUAUACCCAUGGCCGCAGCGCCAGUGCACAAAUGCGUCUUGGAUCACGCCAUCCCACCUCACCUGGCCCACAGCGCAGUCCAACGGAUAUCUCACUUACUCGUUUCAGCAUCGUGGACGAACAAGAAGGUGGCAGUGAGGCUGGCGAAGGAACGAGUGAAUUCUCUGGCUACGACCAAACGGAGGUUGGACUCGGUCUACAAACAAAUUUCUCGCCAUCACGAUUACCAGCCGGCGAAGCACCUCCGGAGUAUGAAAGUCCAGACAGCACUCCUGAUCGAGAACGUCAGAUACCGUUUGGCCAAAAUCGACGCUCAAAGCCUCGGGAGGAUGAUAGGCAGCGAUUACUUCCACCGAUCCCGAGCUACGACGCUGCGGUCGCACAAUCAAACCAAAGCAAUCGUGGCCGGAGUAGUACACGAUAAAUCUUUCAUUGCAUCCUUCACUAUCAUUUACGAUCAUCAUAACUUUUAGCGUGCGUUUGGGGUCUCAUCCGAUAUCAAGAAUUUGCUUUGUGGGCUGAGGCGUGUGUCCUGGGAUAGUAUGAUCUUACGGAGAGCGGUCUGUGUCUGGGUUUUUUGGCUUGGGUUUGGACAACUGCGACGAAUUGAUAUCCCUAAAUACCUGGAUGAGGUGAGAAGGUAACGAAAGGCGAGGAUGCGAAAGAUUAAUUGCAUUUGUACUUGAGAUCGGACUAACGAGUCGCACCAUACACGCUCAACUUAUAUUUACGUACUAUGAACAAUAAUCAACAACGCGUUCACUAUAACAAAG
Messenger RNA from Pseudovirgaria hyperparasitica, 2297 nucleotides. Its product is annotated as SPRY-domain-containing protein. Gene Ontology annotation, molecular function: protein binding. Bases 419 to 1948 code for a protein of 509 amino acids. The transcript has 3 exons. Lineage: Eukaryota; Fungi; Ascomycota; Dothideomycetes; Acrospermales; Acrospermaceae. The record is from RefSeq and is a predicted model, not a curated record.